AUGAUAAAAGCGCUGGAAAGCCAUUUCAUACCACGAAGAAACAUCAUAUUCGAAAGAUUUCAAUUUAACCCUAGGGUCCAAUUACCAGGGGAAAACAUUGAUAGUUUUAUAGCAGCAGUGCAUGCUCUGGCAGCUAAUUGUAACUUGGGUGCACUUAAAGAAGAGUUUAUAAGAGAUAGGAUUGUCGUUGGUAUGCUUGACAAGAAGACUAGUGAAAAAAUGCAAUUAGAGGCCAAACUUACAUUAUCAGAUGCAAUAUUAUAUGCACGCCAAGCUGAAUUGCAGUCCCAGCAAAACAAUGUACUACAACAACAACAGUCAUCACUUAAUGUUAUAGCUAAACAAGAAAACACUCCAAAAAGCUUCAAUACGGGUAAACGUUCCCAACAUCCUGAGGUAAAGUGUAAAUACUGUGGUUUGGCACAACAUAAACGAGAAAUCUGUCCUGCUCGAAGAUCUACAUGUAGAGGGUGUGGAAGAUUUGGUCACUGGGAUAGAGUAUGUCUGUCCAAGGAGAAGGACUCAAGAUCUCUCCACCAUAUUACCACCUCUUCAGAAGAUGGUGUUCAAAUUCAGGAUCCUCUUUUCUUAGUUAAUGUUACUUUGACUAAACAUAUGUAA
Messenger RNA from Diabrotica virgifera virgifera (western corn rootworm), 621 nucleotides. RefSeq lists its product as uncharacterized. The coding region runs from base 1 to 621 and encodes 206 amino acids. Gene Ontology annotation, molecular function: nucleic acid binding; zinc ion binding. Lineage: Eukaryota; Metazoa; Arthropoda; Insecta; Coleoptera; Chrysomelidae. The record is from RefSeq and is a predicted model, not a curated record. The transcript has a single exon.